This is a messenger RNA of Penicillium antarcticum, 1362 nucleotides long. RefSeq names its product alpha-ketoacid dehydrogenase kinase family protein. Lineage: Eukaryota; Fungi; Ascomycota; Eurotiomycetes; Eurotiales; Aspergillaceae. Gene Ontology annotation, biological process: protein phosphorylation; regulation of glucose metabolic process. The record is from RefSeq and is a predicted model, not a curated record. Gene Ontology annotation, cellular component: mitochondrion. The transcript is spliced from 2 exons. The coding region runs from base 1 to 1362 and encodes 453 amino acids. Gene Ontology annotation, molecular function: pyruvate dehydrogenase (acetyl-transferring) kinase activity.
AUGGCAACACCAAAAGCCAUGUUGUCUAGACCUCGUAGUCGGGCUUUACCAGUUGCGCGACUGCUCGUGCGCCAAUCGUCGACAUCACAAGGUCAGGAUUGGGCCGGUCGUCCAUUUGACGUCGCCAAAGACAACGUUGCGCAACUGGCUGCCAGUCCUCGCCGGGCUUUGACACUGGCAGACUUACUCAAACACGGGCGUCCACCACUGUCUAAAGACGCACUUUUAGCCUCGGCCAACUUCACCCUCUCACUCCUGCCCGCCCGCCUGGCAUCUCGGAUCCAAGCACUGCGAAACCUCCCUUACAUUGUCGUUUCAAACCCCCACGUCUCCAAAAUCUAUCAUAAUUACCUACACUCCCUGUCGACCCUUCUACCAUACCAGCAACGCCGAAUCACAACCCUGGAAGAGGAAAACCAGUUUGGAGAUGUUCUUGCAGACCUCGUACAGACACACACAAACACAAUCCCAGUCCUCGCACGUGGUUUCCUAGAGUGCAGGAAGUACGUCAGCUCAGCUGAUGUCACGCGCUUUCUGGACACGCAUUUGCGCGCUCGUAUUGGCACGCGCUUGAUCGCCGAGCAGCAUCUGGCUCUUCAUUAUGCUUCUCAGCCUCUCAGCGAUACGCCCUCUGGGACGGCAGAUGGAGCAACGCAGCAAAACAAGAUCCCGUCCAACUAUAUCGGGGUAAUUGAUACGGCGUUGCAGCCAGCAAGUAUCAUCCGAGCAUGUGAAGACUUUGUCGGAGAGAUCUGCGAGUUGAAAUAUGGUGUGCGGCCGUCCUUGAAGAUUGGAGGCCAGCCCGAGGCUGCAUUUGCUCAUAUCCCCGUGCAUAUAGAGUACAUCAUUACGGAAUUAUUGAAGAACGCUUUCCGGGCAACCAUUGAGAAUGGUAAUGAGCGUGAACCCAUCGAAGUGACGAUCGCUGCUGCGCCAGAUGUCCCUGGAAAUGAGCGCCCAGUCCAAGGUGAUACCGAUAUUGGCUUUGAGCUUGAUGCAGAGAGUGAAAGAGGGAGCCCACUUGAGCCCGUUGGGAACUGGACCCCAUCGUCUCAGAGCAUCACGAUUCGCAUUCGUGAUCGCGGUGGCGGUAUCCCACCAGAAGUUCUGCCUCAUAUCUGGUCGUAUAGCUUUACGACAUUCUCGGAUAUGGAUUUCCAAUCCUCGGAGAAUGGUAUGGAUGCCUUGAAUACUAUUUCUGCGAGCAGUGGGCACCUCAGCAGUAUUGCGGGUCUUGGUUAUGGAUUACCUUUGAGCCGAGCUUACGCUGAAUACUUCGGUGGCAGUAUCGCCGUGCAGAGUCUUUGGGGAUGGGGCACUGAUGUCUAUUUGACAUUACAGGGAGUUGGCAGAAUCGAUUAA